Molecule: messenger RNA, 440 nt
Organism: Asparagus officinalis (garden asparagus)
Lineage: Eukaryota; Viridiplantae; Streptophyta; Magnoliopsida; Asparagales; Asparagaceae
Exons: 5
Coding region: 105-440 (111 amino acids)
Source: RefSeq, a predicted model, not a curated record
ACUCUCAAAUCCCUAACCCCCUCGUCUUCGCUUCAUCCGACCCCGUCGAAGUUCGACUGCUGCCGCUGGCCAUUCGCCUUGCAGAAAGGGGAGUCGCUUUGGCUAUGUCAGAUGCUACUUUGGAUGUUGUUUAUGGUGCAAGGCCAAUUAGGAGCUUGCUAGAGAAGAGGGUGGUGGCCACCCGCACCGACGGAGACGCCGUCAAGGAGCUGGAUGAGAUGAAGAAGCGUCUGAAGGAGAUGGAGGAUGAGGCGGCAGCGCUCCGCGAGAUGCAGGCCAAGAUCGAGAAGGAGAUGGGAGGCAUUGCAGUUCUGCUAAAAAAUUUGAUGAAUGGUUUCAAAUUUCUGGAGAGAAUGAUCAGCAGGAGGUUGUUCAACAGCUUCAUAAGGUGCUUCGCCCGUAGUGUAAAACCCCGAAAUUUCAUAACGAGUUUUGUGUGA